AUGGAUUCUGCGCCUAACGCAAAGCUGAACUGUGACCUGAGCACAGACAAAGAUUACAAUGGAACAUUUGUGGACUGCUCACGGAGGGGGCUGGUAUCCAUCGACCAAAGUCUGUUUCCGAUCAACACGACAACUCUGGUGUUGGACGACAACAACAUCACCAUUUUGGCCAACGAUUCGUUCUCCAACAUGACGAGCCUACGUAACCUGAGAAUCAGGUCCUCCAAUGUCCAGUCUAUCGAAGUAAGUCGUGUGUCUGUAGCGUGAUAUUUGUGGUGAACACUUUCUCUUGUUCGGUUGGGCCAACGCAUGCUACAGCAGGUAAGGAUUGUCACUCCAUGCAAUAAAAGCUGUCUCAAUUUCAUACACAUAUCAGUAGAUCUGUCUAUGGGGCCCAUAAAUUGCAUGAGUUCUUAGCUUAAACAUGACAUUCAUUUUUAAAGGAUUGACUCCGAAAAAAUACCGUAAAUACUCUUUUUUAUAAACGGUUUAAUUUCAUAAAAAUUCGAUAAAAGUGAAGUCCAUACGGUCCGAUAUUCCUAGUGUAAUUCCUGGUCUAAUUUUCUCAUACUAUUAUUCUCGUGUACGUUACAACAGAGGGAUUCCUUUUUUACAGAAAAAAAAGUUGUUGUUUUUUUAAACAUCACUCAGUUUAUGACGUUCGCUUAUAAGUUUGACAUUGUUAUACAAAUUUUAAACUUAAAUUUAUAAUCUAAAACCUCCUAUUUAUUUUGUGUGGCGACAAAAUAUAAAUUUAAUUCCUUAAUUUCAUUAGUAUAAGCGUAUGUUAGUCUUUGCAAUGUCAAUAACUGAUAUCAUAUUUGGAUUAAUUUACUAAUGUUAAUUUUUUUCUUUUUCAUUAAAACAAGCUUUCAAAUUUAGAUUUUUUUUUUUUUUAAUGUUUUAUUUUUUAAUACAGGAUAAACAAUACAUUUUAUUGAAAUUCUAAGAAAAUUGAGCUCACCCUUCAGGUUAACAGUCUGAGAGGUCUCACAAACUUGGACAGUCUUAACCUGGAAAACAACAAUCUUCCUAUCAAGAAAAAAUCUUUUCCCAAGACAAUGUUCAGGCAUGUUCCCAAUCUUCGUGAACUGUUCAUCGCUUCAAAUACUCAGAAAAUGAGUGACCACUGGUUCGACGGAGAUCGUUCCGAGAUGUUUCUGGAACUGCGAUUCCCUGAUGUCAUCGAUAUUUUUCAAGAUCUUCUCAAACUGAACAAACUGACCAUCGAUGCGCUACCGGUACUCCACCUAGGGCCGGAAUUCGGAAAUCUGACGCAUCUAACGAGCCUCGAGCUGUAUUGCAUAGCCGUGUUCGUGGCUUUGAACGACAGUUUCAUAGGUCUGUCCGGCUCUGCGGUCAAGGAACUCUCCUUGCUGAAAUCUUCCGACAUAUUCGCAGCAUCGCUGCCCGUGGCCAUCUUCCAGCACGUGACCGGGGUUGAGAGCCUCCAUUUCGACACCUACCAGGUCGGCGUCCACAACAUCCUCCGCGCGCUCUGGCCGUUCGCGAAUAGGACCAUGAGAGAGAUCGUGAUGAACUACGCGACCUUUUCCCGCUACGCCGAGUCUCCGACCAUCACAUUCGAAGACGGAAUCGUGCGAAGGCGUCUCGUGGCGCCUCUAAGGGACGUGUGCGUCAGGAAAGUCGUGCUGGCCAACAGCAAGUUACUCGCCAUUGAGCCUGGGAUUUUUUUAACGGGGGCAAUGAGACACUGUGUGAAGACCAUUGAUUUAUCUGCGAAUUACAUGUCGAUUUCUGCCUGGAGGGGCGUGCUGUUCGAGACACACCGCCUGACUGCCAUUGAAGAAUUCAUACUUACGGGGAUACCAGCUUUUUACAGAGAGACACACACGUCGUUGUUGAAGACUAAGGACAACGCUGAUCUUGCGACACGUUCUGUAGAGAAAGAUAACUUUAUGGAAGAGAAUGGAGAAAAAAAUGAUACCGCAGGUACAUAUUCAAGAAACAAAAAGAACACUGUAGACGCGUUGCUUGCCUCUAAAAUACAGAGGUUAUUUUGGAUUCGAUUUCCAAAGAAGCUGAAAUCGAUUCGCUUAGAAUACAUAACACAGGGUCCAUUUUUAGUAUUCGGUACUCUAUGGCUUGUGGUCGACGCAGAAAAUAUUGAGGAAAUCUACGUCACCAACAUGCCAAAUUUCAUCCGAUCCUGGUCAUGAGUCCUCGGGCUUGAAAGUUUGAGGCUUCUCGACGCCUCAGGCUCAAAGAUUGACGUCCAGGACUAUUUUUACGACGAUUUUCCGAAUUUGGAAGUUUUAGUCUUAAGUUCGGUUUUUCCUAGCAACUACUUUGAAACAACUGUGUCUUUGAAACGGAUUCUUCGAAAUUUAAAAAAGAUUUCAUAUCUUGAUAUCUCGAGAAAUGGCCUCAACUCUAUACCUCAGGGGACUUUCUCUUCGUCUCCUACACUCAGGCAUCUAUCCCUCGCAAAUAACCGUUUUUCUAUCAUCCCCUUUGACGUGUUGAGUUUACCCAAUUUGAAAACUCUCGAUCUAAGUGAUAACGCGAUACCGUUUCUCAAAGACAAUGAGAUGGAUGACAUUGAUCAGCAAGAGAGAUGGCUUGGAGGUUUCACGCUGAAAUUAAGUGGUAACGCCAUCUUAUGUGUGUGCUCAGAUAUUCGUUUCAUGGGUAAGCUAAAAAAGGAAACUAUACAUUUAAACAAAAUAAUAAAAUUCAAAUAACCUGCAUGUACAAAAAAAAAGGAAUUUUUUAAAAACAUUUAAAUAAAAAAAAAUUAAAUUAAAUUUCCUUUAUUUUGGAAGAGAAUUAGUGUAUCUAAAAUUAAAAAUUUUUUUAGGUGUUAUUUAAUUUUGUUUAUAAUAGUUUUAUUUGAAUUUCAGCGACAGCGGUAAAAAAGAAAAAGUGCACGUUUUUUUUUUCCUUCAAAGUAUUGCAAAUUCAGGAAAACUAAUUUAAAUUCAGUUAUACAAAUUAUUCAACUGGUAUAUUUAAUAGAGAUAUGGUAAAAAUAAGCAAAGAAGUAGAUCGAAUUUGACGCAUAAGUAGAUAGGCAUUUCAUUCGGAAGUGGACUGAAAAAAUGUUACGGGCCUGUAAGGUCACAUUACUUUAAUUGGCGUGUUGGGCGAGACACACGAGCGUAAUUAGACAACCCUUAAUACCAAGUUUAAAAAAAUAAUAAAUCCUUUCUGUACAUUUUUGUUUUUUUAUUUGUUUCAAUGAACAUUUAUGUGACUAUAGCAACUGAUUUUUCGUAUGGGAAUACAUUGUUAUCAUUUAGUGCAUGUACGACCUAAAAGAUUGAAAAUAUAGUUACUUCUAAAUAAGCCACAAAUACAAAGCACAUAGGAACAGCUACACAAUCAAUGUCAACACCAAAAAACAAACAAAAUGCAACAAUUUAACAAAUCAUUAAAAUUUAACAACUUUAAGAAAAUACGAAAAGGUAUACUUUUUCUUUGGGGGGGGGGUUGCGGAUGGGGUAGAAAAUUUGUUUGAAUGUGUGGUUUUCAGAAAUAAAAUAUAAGUGCCUAGUUUAAGUGCGAUAGGAUGACGGGAAGUGCCUCAAUUAAAGUUCCGAAAAUUUGUCCCACCACAAAGCAUCACGAACGAAAGCGAAGUGUGUACACGUUUGAUGGGGAUCCAACGAGUGUAAAAAUUUGUGUAUGAUCUUUGUGUUGAGUCGUCAGCUUGUAUGAAUUUUACAAUCAAAAAUUCUUUGAUCUUUGCUUUGCACGCCUGAUGUAAGCCAUAAUUCUGUUAUUUGCGUCUAUGCAGAGUAGCUAACCUGAUGUAGGUCAUGAUUCUGAUAUUAGCGGCUAUACAUAGGGGCUAACCUGAUAUAGGUCAUGAUUCUGAUAUUAGCGGCUAUACAUAGGGGCUAACCUGAUGUAGGCCAUGAUUCUGAUAUUAGCGUCUAUGCAGAGUGGCUAACCUGAUGUAGGCCAUGAUUCUGAUAUUAGCGUCUUUGCAGAGUGGCUAACCUGAUGUAAGCCAUGAUUCUGAUAUUAGCGUCUAUGCAGAGUGGCUAACCUGAUGUAGGCCAUGAUUCUGAUGUUAGCGUCUAUGCAGAGAUUCUGACUUAAUAUCAUUUCGUUAUCAGAAGCUAUGAGUAAUGUCAGAUGUGUUGUUGUUGUUGUUUGUACAGGUUGGCUCCGAAGCACUUUAGUAAAACUUGACAACGACGGCAACUAUAGAUGUACGUCGGAGGACGGCGUCAUAACGAGCACAGAGGCCUUCUCAGAUGCUGAGGCGAUGUGGAGGGUGUGUGUAGGGAGGUGAGUGAUAGCAUGUCGGUAAUGUCACCUCGGCAUCGAGAAUGCGUGGGAUCAACACUAGUGUAAAAAGGGUAUGAGCAAGUCAUAAAUAAUUAGGAAAAUUUAAUUAUUUUAAAAGUAUUUCAAUGAACAGUAUGAGCGACAUUUCUUAAUAACACACUAUUUUUGUCCGUUUAAAAAAAUGAGACAUUAGCAUAUUUUGAAAUUAUUUAACUUAAAGAGUUUAUUCUUUUUUCAUUACCAUUUAAUUCAGUGAAUGCUUAUUUCCACAAACUCUCGUAUUUGAGUCCAUCUUUUAAAUCGCGUUUUUUUCGUAUUCCUGUUCAAGCAAAGUCAAUGCGUUGGACAAAAUCAAUCAAAUAAGACCAGUUUAUAUUUUUAUUCACUGCCUGAUUCCAAUCCCAGCAAUAUGCUGCUCACUAGCCUGAUCAUGGCUGCGGUGAUGGCUAUUGGCUUUCUGUGCGUGUACCUGGUGGGCAGAUUUAAGUCGUCCAUCCUGGCAUACGUCCUUAACCUUGUGGCUCCGCAGUUUAGAACCAUGAAACGUGAAGAUUACAAGACUUGCGUCUUUGUUGGUUACGCAGACGAGGAUUACAGAUUUGUAGUACGCCACCUGACCCGGUGAGAAAUUUAAAAAAAAAAAAAAAAUAUUUAACGAUAAGGCUUUGUUUAACGUCUUUAUAUUUUAAUAAAGAUGACCUAGAAGUUUUUCUUAGUUUUUUUUUAUAAAUAGUUUAUAUGUUUAGUUUAUACUAUCGGAAUUUAAAAAAAAAUAAAAACAUUACGGAACUUUGAUACUUUCUUAAUACGGUUAAUAAUUGUUACUAUAUUUUACAAAUCUACUUUCAUACUUUUACCUUUUAAAUCUUUGGGCAAAUCUUGUCUACAAAAAAAGCCGUUUCUCUCGAGCGCUUAAUUUAGUUUCCAUUUUUUUCCAUGUGUAUCUCAUACUUUGUGUGUCUGCCUCUAGCUCGCGUCUCCAUGUAUUCCUAGUUCUUCCCCUCUUUCUUUUUCCCUGUGAAUUACAUGCUAGGAAUUUUCUGAUGAUGUUAUCUGGGGGUUUACGGAGAGUGUCCUCAAUACAUCUCAGUCAUUUCCAUUAUGAUAUCUCAAGCAAUAUGCUAUUGGUUUGUCAUUUCCAGUAAGUCUUUGUUUGUGAUGGUGUUUGGCAAUUUGAUGUUCUGGAGCUUUUUAAAGCAAGAGUUUAUGAAGCUUUGUACGUUCUGCGUAAUGCUUGCUAGUGUUCUCCAAUUUUUUGUUGCAAAGUAAAGAUAUAAAUAGUUAGUAAAAGUAUACCGAGGACGUAUAAAACACGUUAUUGUAGAAAUACAUUCAAAAAUUAAGUUCAACAGACAAUAGGUGAAAUAAAAUAUACCUGAUAGUCUUAUUAAAAAGUAAUAUUUUUAAAGACAUGUAAUUGUUUCAUAUCUUCCAAACGGGAAAUCUGUACUUUUUUAAAUAGGUUUAAAAAAAAAAAACAUAUUUCAAAUGGUUGUAAUUGUCGUAGGGCAUUUGUUUAGCACCCCAAAGCAUCCAAACAAUAUAUAAAUUUCAAAUAUAUUUCAUAUAUAUAUAUUUAAAAAGUUUUCUAGAAGAGGAGCUUCACGUGUCCACGUUUGUUCAUCAGCGUGACCUGGGCACUGGCUACACCGACCAGUUGUUUUACGAGGCCAUACAAGACAGUUGGCGAGUGCUACUGGUUAUAACGGCCACGUUCUUAAAACGAUACAGCAUGGCUAGCAUUAUCAUGAAGGUGAGAAUGAAUGGGUUUUACCUUGAGGUUGUCCGGAUGGCUUCGGGGCUGGGGUGGGCAUAGUCAUACAUUUAUUUCUAUCGAGUUCCUUCUGCAGUAAAUUAAAGCAUCAAGUUAUAUCUACAGCAAUCUGCUGCUACAAAGUGUUUCUUAAAAGCUUCCUAUGGAAUUUAGUAGAGUUUUUUUUUUUUUUACAUAUUACUGAAAAAAUGGGACUGAUGAAUUUUUAAAAAAAAACCUGAAUCGGGAAUUUUAUUUCGUAAAAUCAGCCUCAUUAUAUUUCCCUCACAUUCCCCUUGAAAAACAAUGGGAUUGGUUUGGGGGGGGGCGUUUAAAAUUUGAUCGAAUAUGUUGUCAUUGGUAACGAGUCAAUGUGCCAAGUUUCAGCUCGAUAGGUUGACUGGGAAAUAGGUCAAUUAAGCGUCCGAAAAUUUCGCCACCCAGCCACCCAAACAGCCACGAACAAAAGCAAAGUUAAUAUAAAGGAUUUUUUAGAAAAAGGGUUGGGCAUGGCGUUGAAAUGUCUAACCGCUUUCGAUCUAAAUGUAGUGUUCCACAAUGUCUUUACAUUUACUACGAUCAUCAAUUCAGCCGACACUGUUCCAGUAGUUUUCUGGAAUAUAUUAUAUUUACGAGAAUUCCCCAUAUUGCAGUACGCCAGCCACUCUGUGAGUCCGGUCAACCAGAGACGUGUGUUCGCGCUCGUUCAAGAAACACAGACCAGCAGCAUUCCGCACUACCUGCAUGACGUUCUUGACGACAGCAGGCUUGUCGUCUUGCAGGACCUUGACUCGCCCUUGAACUAUGAGCAGGGUCAGAGUAUCAAGAGAUGUGUUUUUGAUUCUGUCUUAUAAUUUCCUAUUGUAUGUUGUGUGGCUUUCUUUUUUUUUUUUUUAAACGGCAAACAAUAGGGUUUUAUAGAUAGCCAUUUUUUUUUUAAGCACAAGGGGGGCAACUCCCGUUUUCGUUAAACUCACAUAAGGGAUGUGUUUUUGAUUCUUUCUUAUAAUUUCCUAUUGUAUGUUGUGUGGCUUUCUUUUUUUUUUUUUUAAACGGCAAACAAUAGCGUUUUAUAGAUAGCCAUUUUUUUUUUAAGCACAAGGGGGGCAACUCCCGUUUUCGUUAAACUCACAGACGCCGCGCAGCAGUUUAGAGUAUCCGCGCAGCAAAUUUCCAUGUAAUUUUAUGUUUGUGUUUGUUGGCUGUAAAAUUUUGCUCACAAAAAAAUUUAUGUUUUAAAACUUUGCACACGAACCAGCAGAGGGGAACACUGGCUGGAACAACGUAAGUUUCAAUUUUUUUUUUUUAAUUUAAAAUUACGAAAUACCCUAAAGCAACCAGCUUUUUUUUUCGUGAAUGUAUUUGUUUUUUUUUUGCUUUAACUUGUUUUUAAAAAAAAAAUGACGUUUAAAUUUUCUUAAGUCCAAGAAAUGUAGCAAUGAAAAAAAUACUUUAAAAAAUUCACACUUUUUAUUUUAUAUUUUAGGGCCUUUAUAUUAUGCUUACAUUGGCUUAUGUUUUAACUCUACCUCGUCGGGUUGAGGAGAGAAAGUAAUAAAUAAAUAGUUUAUAUUUUUUAUGUUUUUUUUGUUUUUUGUUUUGUUAAUUUGCCGUUCUUUAAUUAUUUAUCGUAAAGACGAUUAACGAAUAACUGCUUACAGGCUGUGUUAAGGAAAUAGAUCAGUGGUUCUCAACCUUCCAUAAACCGCGACCCUCAGGUUGUGGCGCCUCCCCCCCCCCCGACCACAACAUUAUUUUGGUGGCCACCUCAUAAAUGUUAGUUAUAUGUGUUCUACGCUGGUCUUAGAUGAACCCUGAAAAAGGGUCAUUCGACGCCCAAAUUGGUCGCGACCCACAGGUUAAGAACCGCUGAAAUAGAUGAUCAAAGUAUAUGGAAGCUUGAAAUAGAAAGAAAGAAACAAUAAAAGAAGAAGAAUUUUUCAGCCGAGAGUCUUACUCAAAAGACAGGACAAAUGAAGAAAUAACAACAGAUAGAAUCCACUUUAAAAAAAAAAAAAAAGGUUCACGAUUUUUAUGAUUUAAUAGUGAAACAAGUUAUGUUAAAGCUGAAAUCAAAAGACAAGACAAUAAAAUGUGAAUGUUUAGGUGUAGAGCCUUCUUCGGAGAAAAAGACAAAUAGAAAGUUAGACAAGAAACAGAGUACAGUAAGACCAAAACUGUACAGAUGUCCUUUUUUUUGUUGCCAUAUUCAUGCUAUUGUCAUUUUUUUUUUUUUUUUUUNUGGUGUUGGUUUUUUUUUUUUUUUUUUUUUUUUUUUUCAAAAGAGAGGUAAAGACAUAAAGUUAUCAUACUCUAUAACCUUUUUGAAAACAAAACAAUGAUGGUAUUCUCUUUACAAUAAAUUCAAUGCGUGUCUUUACACACAGUCACUGUUGCGUUCAUUCUGUUUUUAAUUAUUUUUUUUAAAAACAUUUUAUUAUUAUUAUUUUUUUUUUUUUCAUUUCAAUUUUCAAAUUCUUAAUCUCUUUUUUAUUGACGGUGGUGGAAAAAAAGGGGGGGGGGGUGGUUGGUUUUGUGACUGGGAGAGUAAAGGAGAAAGAAGGCGUAGAACGACGAGGAAGUAAAAAAAAAAGUGUAUGGUGAUUAAUGAAGGACAUUUAAACACGGCUUUUGGAGUGACUAGCUGUCAAAAGCGUUUCUCAACAUUUGAAAAUCGUACAACUUUGAAAUUGUGUGUAUGUGUGUGUGUGUGUAAAAAAUCAUUGUACUCAUUUCUUCGUUUGUGUUGGAGCUAAUGUGUUGUCAGUAAAGGUCGUCCGCAGAGACGGGGUGGAGAUGGCGUUCAUUCUAAGGCGGGAAAAAAUGCGGACAAGCAGUUGUAAGGCAAAAGGUGUUUAUGGACUUCACCAACUUAGAUUGAUUUUUUAAUUGUUAUAUAAAAAACCCUGCUUUUGGCCAGCUGCGUGUAUUCCACUAUGGCUGAUCUAUGUUUAAAAUGUCAAAGACAUUAUAACGAUAAACCACCAAGAUUUUUGUAGGGAUAUAUUUAAAUACAAGAUUUGCUAGUUUUUUAUCACGCAGAAAUAUUGCCAUGGUUGAAACAAAAUAGCUUCAAAAUAUUGUUAUGAAUUAUGUCCCUGAUGAAUUUUUUUACAUUUUGUUUUCAAUCUUUUUGUUGGUAAAAAUUUUAUAAGGAUAUUUGGUAGCAAUUUUUUAACAAAUAUUUUUUAAAAAAAUUAUCUGGUUGAAAUUAUUCGUUUUAUUUAUAUAAAGUAGGCAUCCAUAUAUAUUUAAAAAGCUAAAACGUAAAAUAUUAGAUCCCCUUUUCAUCUUUCAUUUUACUUUGGGAACCCUCCCCCCACCCGUUGUUGCAUGAUUCGAUUUUUUGGGGAGCCCGCCUCCAAAUUAGAGUAAAUUGAAUGAGCUCCUAGCCCUCACCCAGCACCACCAAAUAAUUAUUAGUCAUAGUUAAACGUCAAUUUCACGUAAAAUUAAAAAAGUGAUAUGUUUCAGUUUUCCUUAACGUGAACCUUCCCCAGACGGGUAUAAUUUGUAGAUUGUGGGACAUAUAAAGAGUAUGUCCGGUUGUGGGGCUGUGGGGCUGUGGGGUUUAGGGUGUGUGGGAUUGUGGGGCUGUGGUGUUUAGAGUUUGUGGGAUUGUGGGGCUGUGGGGUUUAGGGUUUGUGGGAUUGUGGGGCUUAGGGUUUGUGGGAUUGUGUGGCUGUUGGGUUUAGGGUUUGUGGGGCUGUGGGGUGUAGGGUUUGUGGGACUGUGGGGUUUAGGGUAUGUCGGAUUGUGGGGCUGUGGGGUUUAGGGUGUGUGGGAUUGCAGGGCUGUUGGGUUUAGGGUUUGUAGGAUUGUGGGGCUGUUGGGUUUAGGGUUUAGGGGAUUGUGUGGCCGUGGGGCUUAGGGUAUGUCGGAUUAUGGGGCUGUAGGGUUUAGGGUGUGUGGGAUUGUGUGGCCGUGGGGCUUUGGGUGUGUGGGAUUGUGGCGAAGGUUAAAGGGAGGCGGUACACCCUGGGCAGAUCUUUUUAUUGAGGAAGCGGCAUUUUUAGAAAACUUGCAGAGUUUUUAUUGGUAGCGGGCGUCGGAAAUAGUUAACCGUCAGGGAGGGACCGGUGGGGGGGGGGGUUGUCAUCACACGCCAAUAUGCGCCAAACCUCUGGGAUGUAAGACACGUAUUUGUUUUGAAAUUUCGUUGGGGGGGGGGGAAGGGCUGAGGGGGCAGGUCUGAAAUGUUAAAAACAUUUUUUUUUCCAUUUAUUGCUAUAAAAAACGUAUCUCCCUUUUUAAUUAUUAUUUGUUUAGUUUCACACUACAAUUGUGAAUCUUAAGGCCUACAUUUUUGUAAAAUUUCAAAUCAAAUUGGAUUUAAAGGAUCAUAAAGCGUCUCCCUAACCCUAUAUUUUUGUUUUUUUGUUUUUGUUUUUUGGUGGGGGGGAGUGGGGGUAGUUUAUAAACCUUUUAUGUGAUUAAGGGAUACACUAGGUUGUUUAGUUUUUUUUUAAGGUUCGGAAUCAAUGCCGUUAGCGUGUUAAUAUCUGUGUGAUUGAUUUUUGUCACCAAUCCAGCUGUUUGGUUAGGCUGAAUGAAACAAUCACGUCACCACUUACGUCACACAAAACAACAGCGUGAGGAUGACUGCAAAAUAUGUCUUUAAAAAAAAGAUAGACUUGUGGAUUUCCCAGGAUUUUAAGAUGGCACUGGGCAUUAUUAGAAGAAAAGUUAGUGAGUGUCAGAAUUUCAGGAUGAUUUAAAAAUGUACCUACGUUCUGCAGUGCCACCGCCUCGGCCCUACAAAAUUAGCAACAUCUUCCUACUCCCCCCCCCUUCCACCGCUACAGUACUUAAGUGAUCAAUGAAUGGAACUGUAUCAUACUGGUUUAGAAGUUUAAAUCCAUUUAUUUUUUUGCGCUUUAUAAUCGAGCAUAAAUAUUUUACUUCCUGGCAUUUUGCAACGUAAGAUAUCCAUACGCGCCUGUUGACGUCCUCAGCCUUGGUGUGGGGUGGGAGGUGCGGGGUAAGCCACAUGAUGAUAUUCAAAUUUCUAUGUCUCAUUUCAGAAUUAGAGUUUUGUAAAAUUUAGAGUCAAAUAUCUCGAAAGGGUUUUUUUAAUGUCUAUUUUUGCGACAGACUCGCUAUCUCUUUACAGCUUUGCUUCGCUAUCUAUCUACAGCUAUUUCUUGCUAUCUAUCACCUUAUCUACGUCUUGCUCUAUCUAUUCUAUGUCUUUCUAUCUCUAAUUUUAUGUCUUGCUAUCUCUCCUUCUAUAUCUUGCUAUCUCUACAUCUAUAUCUUUCUAUCUCUACAUCUAUGUCUUGUUAUCUCUACAUCUAUGUCUUGUUAUCUCUACAUCUAUGUCUUGUUAUCUCUACAUCUAUGUCUUGUUAUCUCUACAUCUGUGUCUUGUUAUCUCUACAUCUGUGUCUUGUUAUCUCUACAUCUGUGUCUUGUUAUCUCUACAUAUAUGUCUUGUUAUCUCUACAUCUGUGUCUUGUUGUCGCUACAAUUAUGUCUUGUUAUCUCUACAUCUGUGUCUUGUUGUCGCUACAAUUAUGUCUUGUUAUCUCUACAUCUGUGUCUUGUUAUCUCUACAUCUGUGUCUUGUUAUCUUUACAUAUAUGUCUUGUUAUCUCUACAUCUGUGUCUUGUUUUCGCUACAAUUAUGUCUUGUUAUCUCUACAUCUAUGCCUUGUUUUCUCUCUACAUCUGUGUCUUGUUAUUCGUCUACAGCUGUGCCUUUCUAUCCUUCUACACCUAUGCCUUGCUAUCUCUCUACGGCUAUGCCAUGAUACCUUUCUACAGCUAUGUCUUGCUAUCGCGCUCAGCUAUACCUCUCUUUCUACUUUAUGCCCUGCUACCUCUCUGCAGCAAUGUAUUGAUAUAUUAUCAUAUCUACCGUUAUGUCGCAUGUAUUUUACGCUUUUUUUAAAAAUAGGAGUCGUAAGGGUCUUGUUUAUUUUUCAUACAGCAACGUAAGCUUCUGUCUGUUCACACGUAAACUUGUACAACUUAGGGUAUUUCAUAUUCUAUAUAUAUCCAUUUUAAACAAAACUUGUUGCAAUUAUUUGUUAAACAGAAACACACAACAAAGAAAACUGUUCGCUAAUCGCCGUUAUUCAUGUUUUACAAAAGUCACUGAAAAAUGUUCAGCCAAAUGAUCACUUUCAUUUGUACAAUAGAGACUCUGAUGUUUAGACUGUACACCAAUCACAGUCUGACAUUUUGGCAAAAUAAACACAUUCAUUUGUAAAACUAAGACACCAAUAUUUAGUUUUACAUAAAUCCCAGUCUGACAUUUUGGCAAAAUAAACACCGUCAUUUAUUUACAAUAAAGACAAUAAAAUACACGAUCAUAACAUUUCAAUUUGUUCAUAAAUUUUACUUCCCCCUUUUUGCAGAGGUGUCUGUGAAAUAAUUUUUAGCUUUGAAUUAAUUAUGUUUUAAAACUCUUUUAAGAAGGGAAUUUGAAUAGAGAUGGAAAAGGCCAAAGAGCGCAUUUUUUUUUUUUACAUUUAAAAAUGACUUGUCUGUUACAAAUAAUACUGAGGGGUAUGGGGUGGGAUGGCGGGUGGUGGGGGAGUGAGGGGAGAGGAGGGGAUUAACUUGGAUUAUCAUCAGCAGUUCCGACAUCACAACUCGGGUGCUGCUCAGACUUCUCCCGACAGCAGUUGGACUCGGUCACAACACAAAAGUGAGUAUUAAGUUCAGAUGAUUCAGUUGGUCUCAUUUUAAUAGUAAAUAGAUAUCUUUGAUUCCUUUUUAAUUUCUCAAAAGGAAUAUACACGUUUAAAAAACAUUAAUUUAACGGUUGCCUUUCAUUGUAUGGCAGUAAUGAUCUAUUUCAACACAGAUUUUAAUCUCAUUAAUAUGUAACAUUUCUUCCUUGUUCUUAGCAUGAUAUAAUUAGAAACUCCGUGCUAUAGAUAACUGUACUCCUUCUAUCUGAUUUGUCCCAUUUCAUGUCAUGUUAUCUAAUUAUGUUAACAUAAAACGAUCUUAAGGAAACUUGAAAACUUGCUUAACUUUGUGCUUAUCAAUAUUCAAACCAAAUAUUACAGGUGCGCUUAUUAGAGGAAUUUAAAAAAAUGGUUCAGAUCUGUACGUUGAUUUUAUUGAACUUCGUGUUAUUGGAAACUUGGCCUGACUUUGUACACUCAAACGAGCAUCCGAUUGGAUGGAGGUCGACCAGGUCGCAGAUGACCACCAUCGCUUUGGCGGACAGCGUAGGGGAAUAUGGCGGGUCAGUCUGUGACCUUCAUAUCGAUGAUGUCUACAAUGGAAGUUUGGUCGACUGCGCGAAAAGAGGUCUGACCUUCAUCAACCAAACCUGGUUCCCUUCCAACACAACGUCCCUCAUCCUGGACGGCAAUAACUUCAAGCUCUUAAUGAAUGACACCUUCUCAAACAUGACGAACUUAUGCUACCUGAGCAUACGGUCAUCGAAUAUACAUGCGAUACAGGUAAGCGAUUAGUCUUUUUUUAAUUUUUAAUAAUACAGUUAAGUCUAUAAAAAAAUUGGUUUGCAAUUUCUUUUAAGAUUAUCUGUUUGAAACAUUUGAGAUGCUGUUCAAACUGUAUAUUAAAUCAGCAGUCACAUUCUAUAAUUUUGAAAAUAAUUUUUUUUAAAAAUUAUGUGUUUUAUUAGUGGGUUUUUUUUUCGGUAAUAAAGUUGAACUGCCAAAUCAUAAAAAGGACACUUGCUUUUGUAAAGGGAUACAAAAAAACAUUAAAUAAUUACUAUUACGUAUCGUUAUCGUAAAGGCAUUCUUAACGUACGAUUAAUUUUUCUAUUUUUUAUAAUUUAUUUUAUAGGAUACCUUUUUUUUGUGGUCGUACAUAAAAUAGUUUUAGUUUUCAUCUUUUUCUUAAUCUUUAUGAAAUUUCCUUUAAAGGUGAACGCCCUAAGAGGAUUGGUAGGGUUAUAUAUCUUGGAUUUAGAAGACAACAUACUGCCCAUUUUGAACAAAGCCUUUCCUCCACUGCUAUUUAGUCAUGUUCCACAAUUAGAAGAGCUUUACAUUUCUGACAACACGAUCAUCGAUGGCACUACUUGGUUAAUUCCGAACAAGUCUGAAACCCGCUUUCCGAAAGUAAUCGAUAUAUUUGAUCACCUUCCGAUGGUGAAACGGUUAGCGAUAGACGCACUGCCGGAGCUUCACGUGGGGCCGGAAUUCUCAAAAUUUAAACAUUUGACCUGGCUCAAGGUCAACUGCAUUGCUGUGCUCACAGUUUUUAACGACAGUUUCAUUGGUCUGACAAACACGACACUCAAGGGCCUGGUGAUGACCAAAUCGUUCGAUGCCUACAAGCCAGUCUUACCCACGUCUGUGUUUCAGAGCGUCACCCAGAUCGAGACGCUUUACAUCGAUUCGUUCCAUGUCGGGAACCACAACGUCCUGGAAACACUUUGGCCGUUUGGUAACAGGACGAUGAAAGAAAUUAAUAUCAAUUAUGUUAGUUUUUCUCGUUAUUCAGAGUCGCCGAGGUUAACAUUCAAAGACGGGAUUCUCACAAGAAAACUUCUAACGCCAUUGUCCAAGGUCUGUGUCGCCAAGUUUGUUCUAUCUGGGAGUAAUAUCUUUGCCAUUGAAGCCGGGUCUUUUCUCCAAGGGCCCCUUAAAGAUUGCCUAAGAACUUUGGAUUUUUCAGCAAAUAUUUUAGGCAUCUCAGGGUGGAGAGGGCUGCUGUUCGAUGUUCAUCGACUGCGUGCGAUCGAAGAAUACACCCAGACGGGCCAAUUCUCGUGGUACAAGGAAAGUCAUACAGUGCCUUUAAGCUCAAGUAUCAAACACGGUGCUAAAAAUUAUAUGAAAGAUCAAAACGAAAUUGCUCUGUCUUUUAAAAAUCCUGAUGAUCUUUUUAAAAACUCGAAGCGUAUUACAUACACUGUAGGUGACUUAAUUGCAACUGGUGUUCAGAAAAUAUUUUGGAUUCGAUUUCCAAAAAGCAUCAAAACGAUUCGACUUGAUUUGGUAACACUUGGGCCAUACAUAGUUUCUGGUACCACUUGGCUUGUUUGUGAUGUAGAAAAUAUUCAGGAUUUAUACUUAACAAAUAUGCCACAUUUCAUUAAAACGAAUCAACGGGUGCUCGGCCUUGAGAGUUUAAAAUUCCUCGAUGCCUCGGGUUCAGGAUUCGACGUGGAGACAGAGUUCUUUAAUGAUUUUCCGAAUUUGGAAGUAUUAAUUUUGAGUUCCAUAUUUCCAAGCAACUACUUUGAGACCACUGUGUCUUUGAAACGGAUUCUUCGAGAUUUAACUAAGCUGACCUAUUUGGAUAUUUCCAGAAAUAAUCUGAACGCAAUACCGCCAGAAACUUUCUCCGCCUCACAUAAUCUUGAACAUUUGUCCCUUGCGAAGAACCGUUUUUCGACCAUCCCGUUUGAGGUUUCAAGUUUACCCAAGUUGAAAUUCCUCGACUUAAGUGAUAACGCGGUUUCGUUUUUGAAAGACAAUGAGAUGGAUGACAUGGAUCAACAAGAGAGGCUUCUUGGAGGCUUCACUCUCAAAUUAAAUGGGAACGCCAUCUUGUGUCUGUGCUCAGACAUUCAAUUCUUGGGUAAAUAUUCAUAGAAUAGGUACUUUAUUUAGUUGUUUUUUUUUUAUCAUUUUAAAAUAUAAUAACGAUUUUUUUAGUUCAAUCGAUUUGAAUGGUAAAAUCUUUUGUUUUAAGCUUUUAAUAAUGUAUUUCUUUUUUAAAUUAAAAAAAGUAGUUAUCGGUUAAGAAUGUGCUGAAAAAUCUUAAUUAGAUCCUGAAGAAAUUGGAGUAGAUCAUAUUUUUUUUUAUUCAUUUAUAAUUUACUUUUUUUAAAAUUACCAUUUAUUUAGUAUAUAUUCCUUUAUGAUUUUUUUUAGCGUAUUGACUUUAUGAAUAUUUGAUUUUUGCAUGCGAAGAUGACCAGCCUUCGUACACCUAGUUAUUCAGCUCAUUUAUUAUUAGACGAAUUUUAAAAUAAAUGAAUUAAAACUAAGUAUCUUAAAGCCCUUCCGUAAAAAGGAUUUGAAAGACGAAUAGACGUUCAGUAGAAGUAAAGACAAACAACGUGAAGACCGACAAGGAAAUACAUAUAAGAUUAUCGCAGUUCUUUAGGAAUUAAGGCAGAUGUUCAAAUACUUCGAAUUUCGUUUGGGUUUUUAUUUGUUUAUUCUGUAUAUGUUUGGUCUAACGAACGGUACAAUAAGCAGAUUGGGUUACUUCGAUGAAAUAUAACAGUGACUAAUGAAUUCAUACGUUCAUCUUCCAUUUACACAAAUGUCUGACGAAAUCAGGGUGGCUCCACAGUACUCGUGUGAGCCUCGACAAUGGCGGAAAUUACACGUGUACAUCAGAGGACGGCGUCAUCACGAGCACAGAUUCUUUCUCAGAUGUUAACGCCAUUUGGAGGAGGUGUGUAGGAAGGUAGGUGAAAUAUAACACCGUGUUAUUUCGAGGAGGUGUGUAGGAAGAAAGGUGAAAUAUAAAGCAACGUUAUUUUGAGGAGGCGUGUAGGAAGGUAGGUGAAAUAUAUCACAAGGUUAUUUGGAGGAGGUGUGUAGGACGGUAGGUGAAAUAUAACACCAUUUUAUUUGGAGGAGGUGUGUAGGAAGGUAGGUGAAAUAUAACACCAUUUUAUUUGGAGGAGGUGUGUAGGAAGGUAGGUGAAAAAUAUAACACCAUUUUAUUUGGAGGAGGUGUGUAUGACGGUAGGUGAAAUAUAACACCAUUUUAUUUGGAGGAGGUGUGUAGGACGGUAGGUGAAAUAUAACACCAUUUUAUUUGGAGGAGGUGUGUAGGAAGGUAGGUGAAAUAUAACACCAUUUUAUUUGGAGGAGGUGUGUAGGACGGUAGGUGAAAUAUAACACAGCGUUAUUUGGAGGAGGUGUGUAGGACGGUAGGUGAAAUAUAACACAGUGUUAUUUGGAGGAGGUGUGUAGGAUGUAGUUGAAAUAUAAAUAAUUUAUAUAACGCAUGAUCUAAAAUAAUUUAUAUUUUCUAACUUCAUUUCUUUUAUAUUGAAAUAACAUUCGUGCCAGGCUCGGUUUAAAGAAGAAAAAAAAGAAAGGUUUUAACACAUAUCAGUAAGAAAUUUAAAUCUUUAAGUUCACUUGAAUAUACAAGAUCUUCGUAAAAUUUUUCAUCAAAGCACUAUAAAUGACCUUUUUUUUAAAAAAAAAAUUUCAUUAAAUUAUUUCUAUUUUUUAACUAAUAAGUGUAAACUUUUCAGAAUUAUAUUUUGUAAACACUUUAAUAAAAUAACGCUAUGUUAAUGCGAACAAAAAAACUGUAUACAUUGAAAUAAAAAUUAUCUUUGUUCUUUAUACAUUUUUUUUUAUUUUAACGAUAAAUAUUUCCAGAAACGUGCUACUGAUCAGCUUGAUUUUGGCUGCUGUGAUGACGAUGGGUUUCCUGUGCGUGUACCUGCUGGGCAGAUUUAAGACUUCGAUCCUGGCAUAUGUCCUUCACCUUGUGGCUCCACAGUUUAGAACUAUGAAACGUGACGAUUACAAGUUUGGUGUCUUCGUGGGUUACGCAGACGAUGAUUAUAGAUUCGUCGUUCGUCACCUGACUCGGUGAGGCAGUCAUGAUAUUCCUUGUGCAAAAACACAUAUUAUAUUAGUAAUUAUUAAUUUUUAAUUACUCCUUACUCAUUAGAUACCGACUGCGGCUUACGUUGGGUGUCGGCUACGAUAAAUUGCUUGAUUAUCUUCAAAUUAUCUUGUUAUUUUUUUUUUAUAUUCUUUAAAAAAUAAAGUGCAAUAUUUUAUGCCUUUAUAAUAAGAUAAUAUUUUAAUUACAUAUGUCGAUACCUAUGUUGUAAGAAAUAGUCAAUACAAUUUUUAGCAGGAACUUUGCUGAAUUCAAGAUAUGUGCAAAUUAAGUGCAGUUAUUCAAACAACCGAUUAUAUGUAAUAGCUAAAUAUGCUUAAAUUUAAAGACAAGUGUUCUUAUUUUAAAAUUUACAUUUAUCAACAUUAAGGUCAUUGAAUUUACUCAUUAAAGAUAAUAUUUUUUUUUUUUUUUUUUUACCUUUUCAAUCAAAAAGUAAAAAAAUAUUUUUUUUUUUUUAUUUUUGUAUUUAAAAUGAUUUUGGUUUUAUUUUUUUUUUAUUUAUUAUUUUAAAAUUUACAUUUAUCAAAAUUAAGGUUAUUGAAUUUUUUCAUUAAAGAUAAUAUUUUUUUUUUUUUUUUUUACCUCUUCAAUCAGAAAGUAAAACAAUAUUUUGUUUUCUGUAUUCUUGUAAUUAAAAUGCUGUUGGAUUUAUUUUUGUUUUAGUAUCACAAUAAAAUAUAAGCUGCUUUUCGUUAUCUCCAUUUUAAAACCCACUGCCAAUGACUUCAUAUAAAUUUUACAAGUGUCAUGUUUUAGAUUCCUGGAAGACGAGCUCGGCGUCUCCACAUUUGUCCACCAGCGUGACCUGACGGCUGGGUUCACCGACCAGUUGUUCUACGAGGCAAUACAAGACAGCUGGCGAGUUCUUCUGCUGAUAACGGACAACUUCUUGAACCACUAUAAUGUGGCAAGCAUCGUCAUGAAGGUAACUGACCAAGUCGAAUUUUUAUCUGUGAGGCCUUUUAGCCAGCUUUGCAAUUUUAGAUUUUAUAAAUGGGUUAACUUGUAAGGAUAUGUUAAAUUAUAAUAAGUUUCAAAUAACAAGAGCAGCAGAGUUGCUUUGGAUAUAUAUAUAUAUAUAUAUAUAUAUAUAUAUAUAUAUAUAUAUAUAUAUAUAUAUAUAUAUAUAUAUAUAUAUAUAUAUAUAUAUAUAUAUAUAUAUAUAUAUAUAUAUAUAUAUAUAUAUAUUAGAUAGAUAGAUAGAUAGAUAGAUAGAUAGAUAGAUAGAUAGAUAGAUAGAUAGAUAGAUAGAUAGAUAGAUAGAUAGAUAGAUAGAUAGAUAGAUAGAUAGAUAGAUAGAUAGAUAGAUAGAUGAUAGAUCACUAUUUUAACAUUUUCGUCUGAGAUAAAUGGGGAUAGUGAAAAUGAAGCCGUGUUUUGUCUUCGUUAUUAUUUCUUAAUGUCUUCCAUACCAGUACGCCAGCCACUCUGUAGGUCCGGUCAACCAGAGACGUGUGUUCGUCCUGGUCGAAGAGUCGCAAAUAAACAACGUCCCCUCCUACCUGCACGACGUCCUGGACGACAGCAGAAUAGUCCCCAUCUACGACCUUGUCUCGCCCUUGAACUAUGAACAGCGUCAGAGUAUUAGAAGAUGUGUUUUUGACUCAGGCAUUUGA
Molecule: messenger RNA, 19182 nt
Organism: Lymnaea stagnalis (great pond snail)
Lineage: Eukaryota; Metazoa; Mollusca; Gastropoda; Lymnaeidae
Source: the annotation of a GenBank genome assembly